UCCUCAGCAGACUCCUCCUCCGCCAUUUUUGACUGUAAACAUCCUGCCGAUUUUAAAAGGACAGCGCUGAGCGGGAGGAAGGCGACUGGCGCCAUCUUGGCAGUUUUAAUGAGUACAACAGGGGAGAAUACGCUGGGAGAUAUAACAUAAGAAUUUGAAAUUUCACUCACAAAGGGGCACUGUUGGUAAGUGUGCUUGCAGAUGAAAUAUUUGCGCCCAGUCUAGUGUAUUUUGUGCGACCAAAUAAGCAUGCAUGUUUGUGUGUAUUUGUUGCGGCCUUCAUUGUACCAGGAGCCGUUAGCCACCAGCUAACGAUACAGUUAGAAAAAAGUAUGAGCUCAAUCUGAGUGCGCCUCGUUUCUUCGAGCUUCACUAUCUAUUUUUUUGAUAAGCGCACAUAGUUAGCUGUUUUCUUCACUCGGAAACAACAUCAGCAGACAUUUAUGCUGUUCACGCACGGUACAUGCCCAUUUCAUUGCUCGCUUUUGUAGUUAGCUGGCGGCUAUUGUAACGUUCAUGUAGUUCGUCCCACUUGAUGGCGCCGACUAUUUACUGGCGUGGACCAACCCCUUGGCGCUUUGAGGUAUCACCUUAUAGUAAUUGCACAGUUAACCGCACUUUUUUGGCAUUUAGCUUACCUUUUCACCCCCGAAGUAGAAGAAAUAAUGAUUUAUUAAAGUACACCUGGACAACAGCAUCGAUUAAGGUUGAUAAGUUUACGGCGAGCAUGCAGUUUCAGCGUUUGCCUCCAAAUAUGGACAGAGGCGGAACUUUAGUUGAAUGAAUGUUAGUUUGGCAAAAUAUAGGUUUAUAUUUAUAAUGAUCUUGCAUGUAAUCAAAGGAAAAAGAAUCAGCAGAAAUGGUUAUAGUUGAUCGAAUAGAUCACGCCUCACAACAAGUGCUUUUAGAUUUUAGCUCAAACGUGUAAAGCAGGCUAACGCCCCCUGGACAACAUUUAAUAACGUAAUACUUACAAGUAUUGAAAGUUUCCACGAGGAGAACCCACUCUUGAGGACAUCACCGGUUAAAAGUUCGACAAAAGAUAUGGCAUGCAGUUUUAAUAUACGGCUUUAUUGAGAAGUUAGGUUUUCCUGACUAAUAUCACAAAAGGGUUACACAACAUUUAAGAUGUCUGCCUGAUGGAGUUGUCAAAGCUUGUGCUGCUUAUAUGUUUGGGCCCCUUUUCAUUUGUGUAUAUCCAAAUAAACAUGUGUUUAUUCAUGUGCCCGCCCCUCUAUAUUGAUGUACCAGCAGAAUGUCUCUGGAUUGCUUGUUUCCAACUUAAGAUUUGUUUUCUUCUCUUACCAAAGUCAAAAUAUUUGUUUCUCUUUUGUCUCUUAAAAUGAUUCUUCCAAGCUGUUUUCCUCUUCCUUGUUUUAUUUCUUUAUCCUCCUUAAAGGAUUACUUUUCCACCUUCUGAUGCGUUGUGUUUUUCAGGUAAACCACACAGUAGUGAGAGUUUGUGCGUGAGCCGGAGGAACCAGGGCAAUGUUCUACGCCCACUUUGUCCUCAGCAAACGUGGGCCGCUGGCCAAGAUCUGGCUAGCGGCCCAUUGGGACAAGAAGCUGACCAAGGCCCACGUGUUCGAAUGCAACUUGGAGAGCAGCGUGGAAAGCAUCAUCUCACCCAAGGUAACAAAAUGAGUGCGUGUUGUACAUGCUGAAAGGGUACACUCUGGGUUUUUCCUCAGGAGGCUUUGUGCUCUUUUUUUCUCUUCUUUGCUUUAUUGUGACUGCUCUCAAAGAAAAGAAGACUCUAUUUAUAUCAUAGUUGAUCAAAGAGAAAACACGUACAAAAUACACGUUGGUUAGAGUAUGAAUUUGUUUACAUUCUUCUUUAUUUUGAAGGAAUUUGCAGUUAUGAAGUUUUUUGUUGUUGUUGACUUUGUGGUUUGGUCUCUCAGGUGAAGAUGGCACUGCGGACGUCAGGUCAUCUGCUCCUUGGUGUUGUGAGAAUCUACCACAGGAAGGCCAAGUACCUGCUUGCUGACUGUAAUGAAGCAUUCAUUAAGAUCAAGAUGGCUUUCAGGCCAGGUGAGGAGAAGAAAAUAAAUUCUCAUCACAAUUCUGUUAUUUUGCACCCAGGAAUGUUUGGUUAUUUUCCAUUUGAUUGAAGAACCACACGGGUCAGAUACUGGUCCAGUAUGAUAGUUUCAGAGACAUAUGAUGUGCUGUAACAGUACCACUUCUUGUGUCGUAAUCCAGGUGUGGUGGAUCUACCGGAGGAAAACAGAGAGGCAGCUUAUAAUGCCAUCACCUUACCUGAGGAGUUCCAUGACUUUGACCAGCCGCUUCCUGACCUAGAGUGCGUUGACGAUGCUUACUGCCUCAUGGUAUAUUUCUAUGUGUUACGCACAUCUCUAAUGUGUUCUGUGCAUUCUUAUUUCCAACAGUGACAUAGAUGUGGCGCAGCAGUUCACCCUUAACCAGAGCAGAGUAGAGGAGAUCACCAUGAGGGAAGAUGUUGGCAACCUCAACCUGCUGCAGGAUAAUGACUUUGGUAGAACACAAUGAAUACUCACUUCACGUGUCUGUGUAGAUAAAUCCAUCAUGAGUGAGCCACAGAAAAAUAUUGUGGUGUUGAUUUUAGAUGGAUAAACAAACCAUCUGCUGAUUAUGCUGUACUGAGAACCUGCUGUCUUUUCAGCUGACUUCGGCAUGGAUGACCGGGAGAUGAUGCGUGAUGCCAGCACAUUUGAAGAGGACAUCAUGCAUGGUGCCACCGCCUCUAACCUUUUGCUGGAGGCUGAGCCAGGUCCUGCCAACCUCCCUGACAAGUCCAACCACAUGGAGUAUGACGAUUUUGGAGACGGCUCGAUGGGCAACAGUGAUGGGGGAAUGCUGGGUUUGUAACUUUAUUCUUUUGUCUCUGCAUGCACUUCUGUUGAUGAGCUGUUGUGUUGUCCUGUGAGAGGAUUUAUGGAGAAAUAGAGUGAACGUUGGAUUGGUCUUGUGUCUCAAUCCUUAGUUGAUAAGCUACUGAGCUCUGAAGAUGGAGGUGGUAUUUUUGACGAUCCUCCAGCCAUCACAGAAAGUGUCAUGAUGCCUCCAGACCACGGGGACGAUGAGGACGACUUCGACAACCUCCAGUCACGUAAGCGAAGCAACGUUCUAUUCCAUUUUUACGAUUGUCCUGUUAUUGUCAAUUUUUUUAAAAGUAAAACACAGUUCUAAGUGCUUGCUCAUAUUGGGAGCACGUUGCAGAGAGUAACUUGUGUAGUUAUAGCCUUUUGUAACAUGAGAUUUUCUGUGUGUAGCGGGCCCAGACAGCCCAGACUCCGGUCCAGCAGAGCCACUGCCAGCAAUGGCUGACCAGACAGAACAGACCACUUUGGUCCACAAUGAGGAGGAGGCCUUCGCCCUGGAGCCCAUUGACAUCACUGGUACGAUUCUCAUCUGCCUUUCUAAAAACAACAACAACAACUUCCUAGCUUUCUCAUCUGUGUUUCAAUUAACUAUCAUUUCCUCUUGUCUCUAUGGUUCUUCUUUGAAGUUAUCUCUAAGUGUUUGUUCUCUCAGUGCUCUCUGAUUUGUAAGUAGCCAUGAAGCAUUGAUAGUUUAUUUCUGUCUCCAGUGAAAGAGACCAAGGCAAAGCGUAAGAGGAAGCUGAUUGUGGACAGCGUGAAGGAGCUGGACAGUAAGACCAUCAGGGCCCAGCUCUCCGACUACUCAGACAUCGUCACCACCCUGGACCUUGCUCCUCCCACCAAGAAGCUAAUGAUGUGGAAGGAGACCGGAGGAGUGGAGAAGCUCUUCUCUCUGCCUGCUCAGCCCCUCUGGAAUGCCAGGCUGCUCAAGGUAAGCAAGUUUGUCAAAAAGGUGCAUGUGUUUGUGGAUAAAUAUGGACACACAUCUGCUGCUCUAACUAUAUGAUAACAUAAUUAAGCUGUCAUCUGUCAGCGUGAAUUCAAUUUAACAAUAUUGCUGCUUGAGAAACGGUAAUGAACAAGCCACACUGGAGGUUGGACUCUCGGAGCAGGUCAGACUCUGACAUUGUUACCUGCUGGAGAAGAGAGUAGGUUUAUAAUAUUGUAACUUGCAUUGACAUUCUGCUCAGGUUGAGGGAUUUCAAAUGAGAACAAUGAAAGAACAGGAGGUUGAGGGAGUGAUUGGUUUUCUCUUUUUUUUUUUUUGCUCUCCUUUCACACCCACACGUUAACCUCUCCAGAAUACUAAAUUGAAAACGUGUUGAUGCAUAAUUUAGCAGUCUCCUCUCCCCUUUGUCUAGUGUCAGUCUUUUCUAAGAGCUUCUGCAUUUUUAUUCCGCUCCUGACUUUGCCUAGUUUGUUCUUUUUAUUUAAUAAAACUUCUCUCAAGUUUAACUCUUUAACCUCUGAUGCCAGAUGUUCACGCGCUGCCUGACGCCUCUGGUGCCAGACGAGCUGAGGAAGAGGAGAAAGGGCGGCGAAGCAGACAGUCUGGAUGAGUUCCUCAAAGAGCUGGAGAACCCAGAGGUGCCAAGAGAGGAGGUCAUGGGUCAGCACAGAGAUGUUAUUGGUAAGUUAUGCUGGAAUAGAUGAGAGGAGGCCAUACUCUGGUGCACAUGUUAUCAGUUUUGAGAAGGAAAAAGCGGCAGAGACCUUGAGUAACCCUCUGUGUCCCACAGACCAGACUAUCAUGGAGGAACCCAGCAUGCUCGCAGCCUCUGCCAUGGAGGGCAGCAGGACUACCUUGGAUGAGACGGUUAUGCCUCCUCCAUCUACUCCCCGCGGUGUCAAACGCAAGAACGUUGACAAAGAAAGUGUCCUCCCUGUAAGUACUUGUCCAAUAGCUUUUCUUUUUCCAAGAAAUGAGUUUGGAAAAGGACUAACCAGCAAAAGCAAGAAUGUGAAACAUAAAAAAACUCAUCUAAUUGCUCGGGGUCCCUUUGUUUGUUUCCCUCUUUCAGAUGACUCCCCUGGAGCAGCAGCAGCAGCAGGUGGCUGAGCGCUCCGUCUUGUCCCAGAGGUUAGACAUGCCUCAGCUGGAUCUACCUCCCGAGGAGAGCAGCAUCAGCCUCACCCAGCUUGUACCUGAGCUUGACCUGCUCGGUGAAAAGGGCAAAGACAAGAAGGAUGACAGUGAUGAGGAGGAGGUCAGCUGGAAAUAUCUCUUCUGCUUGUUGACUUGGAAAAUUGUAGUUGAUUGUGGUCUCUAGAAAAAUGAUGACAGACUGAGUGAGCCUACUGAUAAGAAAUAGCAAUCGCAUUAAGUUCUUUGCUGUAGUUUUGCUGUAAAAUUCUUUGGUGUGAAAAUAUGAGACAAUACUGGUGUCAUUGUGAACUAAGUAGAAGUGAGUGCUGAUAAGCGUUUUCCCUGAUAAUCAGGAAGAGGAAGGCCAGGCUGGAGAUCAGGAUCAGGAGGAGAAGAGAUGGAACAAGAGGACCCAGCAGAUGCUCCACGGUCUACAGGUAAGGAGGAAGCCUCUUUCCUGUUACAGAUUUUCACGUGAAGACUUGAGAUUUUCAUCUGUCUUUACGCGACAGUCAGACAAAAGAAAAGAGGAGCAUGUUCCAUUUGAUUGAUCCCGCUCAGAGCUUUACUUACAUGUUGUGCUUUUCUUCCCAACAGCGCGUCAUGGCUAAGACUGGUGCAGACUCAGUUAGCCUCCUGGAACUGUGCCGGAACAACAACAAGAAGCAGGCAGCAGCCAAGUUCUACAGUUUCCUCGUCCUCAAGAAGCAGCAAGCCAUCGAGGUCACCCAGACUGAGCCCUACAGCGACAUCAUCGCCACAGCUGGACCAAGAUUCCACCUUAUUUAGACAUCGGAAGAACAGAAGAAAAAAAAAACACUCUGCUUGUAAUAGACCUACUUUUUUAAUUACUCAACUUUUUGCCUUUAUACUUUGUGUUUCCUGUGAGCCCGCUUUUUCUUGGGGAGGGGGGAGUAGUGGGGUAUGGGGUGGAAACUUUUAAAAGCAGAUUUUACUGUACGACAGAUGGAAUCAUGCAGUGUUCACUUGGUUUAAAUGGAGAGAGGAAGAAUGAUUAACAAUUAUAUUUAUAAAACAACCUUUUUCAGUCACCAAUUUGUAAGCUUUGCUUUGUCUUUAAGUUAAAGUUCCAUUGUCUGCUCAUUCCAUAAGUUUUGUACCAUUUCUCCUCUUAAACCGAAAAUGAUGCAGAUUUGAGCCCAGGCCCUGUAUUUUCACAUGAAAUUGUGUAAACGUUCUGGAAAGGUACUGUUUUUUUGCUCGGAAGUGUAACCUUCUCAGACUCUCCAUGUUGCACUUGUUUUGUCAUGUAAAACAAAAACUUCAAUCCGUCAGCAAUUUGGUGAAUCUUAACCUGGCGAUAGAUAUCAUGUUUCAGAUGUAUAAUUCCAGCAGUUUACCAGUUAAGUUUUAUGUAAUAUUUUUUGUACCUUUUUACGUUUAUGCUUAUUCAACUUUUCGCAUAUGUAACUAGGUAAUGUACUUGUUACAGUUAAGUUCAAUAUCCCACCUUUUUAGUCUUUGGGUAACUUCUAGUUGUGAUACAUCUGUAAAGAUUUGAAAUAAAGUGUUUUAAGUAUUUGGUAA
Messenger RNA from Xyrichtys novacula (pearly razorfish), 6501 nucleotides. NCBI's taxonomy places the organism in Eukaryota, Metazoa, Chordata, Actinopteri, Labriformes, Labridae. The record is from the annotation of a GenBank genome assembly.